CUGGGCUUUGGCCGAGCGCUCCCGCCGCGCCAGCCCGCUGGACCCGCCCUCCCGGGGCCAGACUCCGGCUCAGCCCCCGCCUCGGGGCCAGAAACCUCUUUUCGGGCCCGGGCCGCUCCACACCCCCCAACGGCCCUGGCCUUGGUCCGCAAAGGAAGGCUGCCAGGGGCCGCGGCGAGCGCCAACUGAGCCGUGGGUAGGCUUGUCCGCCUUCAGCACCCCCCCCUUUGGAGGCUGGGACCCCCGUGCCCGCCCCGCUGGGCGCUUUCUCGGACCCUAGCAGAGUUUCCGCUCCCCUUCUUUCUGCUGGGAAUGGGUGGGAGAUUUGAGACUUGGCCGGGGCAGGGGUGCUGGCCGUGGCUGAGCAGGCAGUGGGGUGGGCAGAGUCUCGGGGCGGCUGAGCCCGGGAGGGAGAACCAGACUUGGGAGGGGCGUGCACCCGGAGUGGGGGCGCCGGUUUGUUGGAACAAAUAUUUAGCCAAGAAGAACCGGGGCGCUGAGCUUUCCAAGAACCACCCGCUCUGCUCUGGCUCCCGCCCGGCCCGGCGCCGCCGCCCCCUCCCGUGGCUGCCACCAGCUGCUUGGCGCUGACUCUGCUGGCCCGACGCACCCGUCACCCCGGGCUGCAGGUCGGGAUGGGGGACGGAGAAGUGCGCGCGGCGGGGCCUGGCCCAGAGCCUCCUGCUACUCGCCCAGCCCCGUUUCCUCGUCACCCCCCACCCCCUGGUCCCCGAGGCGCCCGCGCCACCUUCCCGCCCGGCUCGGCGCCUCUGCCCGGCGCUGGCUGAGGCCGCCCCGUCGGGCUUCCCGACCGCCGCGUACCCCCACCCCGACGCCGUCUCCCCAUCCCCGGGAAGAUCCCGGACCCUCGACACUCUGCGCCUGACUCAACCUCCCGGUCCUUCCUCUCGGCGAGCGCCCUCCCGGCUCCUCAUUCCCCCAACUCUCAGGAAUGCCCCCCACUCCCCUCCCGGUCCAAGGCCGGCCCCUGCGCUGAUCACUUCCGGCUCCCGAGGGACCCCUGCGGGCCUUCCCCGCUCCCGCAACCGAAGCCUGGCCCCUCCGCGGGCGCCUUCUCCGUGACACGUGUCCCCUCCAGCCUCCUUCCUCCCCGCCUCCGCCGCCCCCGCCGCCCCGCACUCGCGGGCGCAUCCCUUUCCCUCCACGUCUCCUCCCUUGGGCUGUCGCAGGGACACUCUCAGGCCAGCGCCGGUGAGGAUGCUCCCGGGCUGGCCGCCCAGGGCAGCGGGGACCGGGAUGGAGGCUCCGCUCCCGGGUCACAUUCGGCGCCUGGCGGUGGGGGGAAGGGGAGGGAUCUCAUUCGGGGGAAAAAGUCUCCGGGUCGUUCGGACCCCGGCGGGUUUGGGGACAUUGCCUGAAAACCCUUGUCCCAGUCUGGGCCCCUGGCGCGCGCCCCGUCCCCGGCGCCCACCACGCUUUUCCUGGUUCCCCGCAGGGCAGCCCCCCCCAGCUCCCCCUCCCGCGGCGGGGCCUGUAACCCGAGCCGCCCCGGUCGUCGCCUCCGCCCCCCACUCCCCUCCGCCGCGGCUCCGCGGCCCAGGCCGCCCCACGCGGCCCUGAGCCCCGACAGCGAGUCCGCAGGCGCCAUGGGUCGCGGGGCCUGCGCCCCCUCCGAGGCGUCGGGGACCCGCGAACAGGGCCGCCGGCUCGGAGCCGUCCUGGGCGCCCUGUGCCUCCUCCCCGCGCUGGUGCUGCUGGCCCGGCUGGGGGCCCCGGGGGCGCGGCCGGCCGCUGGCAGAGCGCAGGGAGACUUCGCGGCGGUGCCAAACCCCACGGCUGUCUCUGCCGCGGGCGCCCCCGGCCCACUGCCCCGCCAGGCGCCCCCGCAGGCGCCCCGCAGACGGCGUUACACGCUGACGCCCGCCCGACUGCGCUGGGACCACUUCAACCUCACCUACAAGAUCGUCUCCUUCCCGCGGAACAUGCUGAGCCCCAGCGAGACCCGGCGGGGCCUGGCCGCCGCCUUCCGCCUGUGGAGCGAGGUGUCCCCCUUCAGCUUCCGCGAGGUGGCCGCCUCCCAGCCCAGCGACCUCCGCAUAGGCUUCUACCCGAUCAACCACACCGACUGCCUGAGCUCGGCCCUGCACCACUGCUUCGACGGCCCCACCGGCGAGCUGGCCCACGCCUUCUUCCCCCCGCACGGCGGCAUCCACUUCGACGACAGCGAGUAUUGGGUCCUGGGCCCCACGCGCUACAGCUGGAAGAAAGGUGACCCGCCCCGCCCGGCUCUAGGGCCCCCAACCCGGCGGGCUGCGCGGGCCGUGUGUGUGUGUGUGUGUGUGUGUGUGUGUGUGUGUGUGUACGCGCGCGCGCGCGCGGGUGUGUGUGUGUGUGUGCGCGCGCGCGGGUGUGUGUGUGUGUGCGUGUGUGGCUUGGGGGUCAGGCCGCAGGAGAGCCUUUCGGGGUCCGGGGCUGCCAGUGGGGUCAAGCAGCCCAGGGGGGCGCAGGCGCAGCAGGGCCCGGAACAGCGCGCGUCCCCGCCCCCCACGGCCGCCGAGCCGGAGCCGCAGCUGCGUUCCUGGGCGCCGAGGUCACCGCCCGGGACGCCCCCAUCCCCGCUGCGGCAGCUCCCGGGGCGUCCGCUCUGCAGCGCUGCCCCUCGCGCAGGCGUGUGGCUCACGGACCUGGUGCACGUGGCGGCCCACGAGAUCGGCCACGCGCUGGGCCUGAUGCACUCGCAGCAAGGCCGCGCGCUCAUGCACCUCAACGCCACGCUGCUCGGCUGGAAGGCGCUGUCGCAGGACGAGCUGUGGGGGCUGCACCGGCUCUAUGGCUGCCUGGACCGGCUCUUCGUGUGCGCGUCCUGGGCGCGCAGGGGCUUCUGCGACGCCCGCCGGAGGCUCAUGAAGAGGCUCUGCCCCAGCAGCUGCGACUUCUGCUACGAGUUCCCCUUCCCCACCGUGGCCGCCACCCCACCGCCGCCCAGGACCAAAACCAAGCUGGUGCCUGAAGGCCGGAACGUGACCUUCCGCUGCGGCCAGAAGAUCCGACACAAGAAAGGCAAAGUGCACUGGUACAAAGACCAGGAGCCCCUGGAGUUCUCCUACCCCGGCUACCUGGCGCUGGGCGAGGCGCACCUGAGCAUCAUCGCCAACGCCAUCAACGAGGGGGUCUACACCUGCGUGGUGCGCCGCGGCCCGCGCGUCCUCACCUCCUUCUCCUGGCGCGUCCGCCUGCGCAGCUGACGCCGCCGCCGCCCGGACGCUGGCCGCCCGGUGAUGAAGCGCUUGCCCUCGGACACCUGUGUCCCUUUCUUGGGCGGGGGCACUGCCCCGGGCCCGGCAGCAGGCAGGGAGCUGGUCCCCAACCCGGCCCCACUCGUCCUGAACCAGGGGGAGCUGGGCACCCCUCCUUCCCCUCACAGCAACUUGGGGGGAGAACGCGGCCCACCCAGAGGCAUAGACAGCAGCACUUUCCAUGCCUGGUUAGUUGUCACUGGGAGUAAACAGUCUCCAGUGAUGGCAUCAUGGGGGAAAACAGGCUUACCCCCACCCAGGCCAGGGGAGGCAGGCAGGGAACCAGCUGGGUCCCCAGAGCCUGUCCUGAUGGGACUUGGGGUGG
Choloepus didactylus (southern two-toed sloth) is the source of this 3582-nucleotide messenger RNA. RefSeq names its product matrix metallopeptidase 23B (gene MMP23B). The transcript is spliced from 6 exons. Gene Ontology annotation, molecular function: zinc ion binding; metalloendopeptidase activity. The record is from RefSeq and is a predicted model, not a curated record. Gene Ontology annotation, biological process: collagen catabolic process; proteolysis; extracellular matrix organization. Lineage: Eukaryota; Metazoa; Chordata; Mammalia; Pilosa; Megalonychidae. Bases 1608 to 3206 code for a protein of 532 amino acids. Gene Ontology annotation, cellular component: extracellular matrix.